This is a messenger RNA of Kluyveromyces lactis, 1662 nucleotides long. RefSeq names its product protein-lysine N-methyltransferase (gene RKM3). Gene Ontology annotation, cellular component: nucleus. The record is from RefSeq and is a predicted model, not a curated record. The transcript has a single exon. Bases 1 to 1662 code for a protein of 553 amino acids. Gene Ontology annotation, biological process: peptidyl-lysine monomethylation. Gene Ontology annotation, molecular function: protein binding; protein-lysine N-methyltransferase activity. NCBI's taxonomy places the organism in Eukaryota, Fungi, Ascomycota, Saccharomycetes, Saccharomycetales, Saccharomycetaceae.
AUGUCUAAUACAGACUCCAGUGAUACAGAUGAUAUUCUAACAUUUGUACUGGAAUCCAAGGGGUUUUUCCACACUGCCGGCUGUGAGAUUAGAAGAUCUGAUUAUGGUGGUUUAGGAGUGUUUGCAUUAAAGGAUUUGAAGGAGGACACUGUACUCCUUAGGAUUCCGAAAUCUUCUGUUUUCACUGCAGAAAAUAGUAGCAUUGCCAAUCUACUGGUUGAUAGCGAGGUAAAAGGCAUGUUGGCAUUAAACAUUGCAUAUAUUUAUGAAGUAUUCAUAUUUCAAGUUGAAAGCCAUUGGUACAAAUAUUUGAAGAGCAUUUCACACAGACAAAAUGGGAGUCUAUAUCUUCCACCGGCAUACUGGGAAGAUAAUGAGAAAAUUUUGCUGAAGAAUACUGCAUUGGAUGUUGUAUUCGAGGCGUUGUCUCCACAAGAAGAGAUAGAAAAUGGUUUCAAAGUUGGUAUUGCAUUAUCCCGUAAGUGGAACGAAGAAUUUGGGCUGAAAAUACCGUAUUUGUUCGACUUCAAUUUAGAAGAUCAGAAGCAAGUCUCUUCGAAUUUUAAAGAAUUUGCUGCUAUAGCAUUCGCCAUAUCGUCAAGAGUAUUUGAGAUCGACAACUAUCAUGAUUCUGGAUUAGUUGCCAUAGCAGACCUUUUUAACCAUCACGCAACGAGGCCCGACGUAAGGUUUGAGAGCAUGUAUGAUGUGUGCGAUAUGUGUGGGGAAUUAGGGGAUUGCAAGCAUGUGAUUGCUGAGACGAAGGCAUUGGAUAUGGAGAUGGAACAGAGAACUCAAAGAAUAACACCAAGGGAAACCGGGACAAUAAGCUUGUCAGUUAUUGAAGAGUUAGAAAGAGAAUUAGACCCUUCAGAUUCAGAAUCUGUGGAGGAAACUGUUUCUGAUGAGAAUGCAGAAGAAACUCCUGAGGCAAUAAUGCCCAAGAACAUUGAUACUGAUGAAUGUGUAGAUAUCAUUCUUUCAAACGAUGUCAAAGCGGGAGAAGAAAUAUUCAACUCGUAUGGUGACCAUUCCAACUCGUACCUAUUAGCCAGGUACGGAUUUUGCAUCGAGGAUAAUCCACACGAUGUAGUUGAUUUAUCGGAAGAGUUGGUGGAGUAUGGACAAAAGAAUUCCAAACGGAUUGGAGAUAGGAUGGAAUGGUGGGAGGAUGAAGUACAUGCGGUGUACAAAGAGUGGUACGAGGCAACAAGAGAGGAGUCAGAAGAGGAGGAAGAGGAGGAAGAGGGAGAAGAGGGAGAAGAGGAGGAGAACGAGAACGAGUCCCCAGCCUCCGACUCUGAUUCGACGUCCUCAGAACUUUCUUCGGAAGAAACCCCAGAAGAAAAUGACGCCUGGGGAUACGUCCACCUAAAACACUCCGGAAAACCGAAUGAUGUGCUCCUAGCUAUCUUGAACCUACUGACAAUGUCUCCAUCAAUGUACAAGAACCUUUCGAGCGCCAGAGGAGAUGUAGAGAAACUUGCCAAGAAACUACCACUGUUGGAAGCCAAACUAUCAGGCGACGGGAAAAGGUUACUGAAACAAAUAUGUGCUGCCAAGAAGUACGCAAAACUGCCGUCAGACCUUAAAACUUACAACUUGCAACAAAUAGAAUUACUGAUAAACUCUGAGAAGCAGAUCCUAAAUCGAGUCAGGUAG